Molecule: messenger RNA, 4907 nt
Organism: Klebsormidium nitens
Lineage: Eukaryota; Viridiplantae; Streptophyta; Klebsormidiophyceae; Klebsormidiales; Klebsormidiaceae
Source: the annotation of a GenBank genome assembly
GUCGACUGCCGCAGAUGAUGGGUGUCAGUCAGGACUCAGCAUCCUUGUGAGAAGAGUAGUAAAUCAGGGGGCGCAUCGUACUUCUUUCGUCAAGAAAACUCCUUAGAGAGAAACGUGCUAGCCAGCUCUAUUGCUUUGGGAUCACCACAUUUUCUUGGUCAGCAUCGCCGGUGGAAGGCGGCUUUGCUUGCGCACUGAAAGGAUAACCGCUGAGCUGGGUGGUAGCUGGAAAUGAGCAGGUUAUUGGGGAACAGAUCAAUCCGGAAUUCUCAGCAUCUACCAAAGGAGGCCGGGAGAAGCAAGCAGGCAGCCACUUCUGGCGCAUGCCGAGCUUGAGGCAAGGAUUUCUCAUCCGCAAAGGUAACGAGAUUCUAUCAGUGCGUAUUGGAGCCGUUAACACCCAAGGGAUCCCUCAGUCACUCAGGGGAUCCCUCAGUCACCACAAGAAGAAUUGGGGCAUAUCAGCGCACCCCUUUGAAUCCAGCUUGCUUUGGCUCACCCGCAAUGGCUCCCCUUUCCGUGUGGCCCUGGCUGCUAGGAGUAUAUGUUCUGGCCGCCACGCUCAACCUCGCUUCAGCGCAAGGCCCGCCAACAGGACGCCCACCAACAUUGCAGGGGCCUCCGCCAACUACCCUCCCCGUGACUCCCACUCCCCAGGGGACCAGCCUUCCCUCCCCUCUGCAGCCCCCCCCUACAAACCCUCAAGCGGGUCCCCGCCUCCUGUGCUUCAAUCUACCCAGCCUCCUUCGCCGUCCAGUCCCUCUCCCUCUCUUCCUUCACCCAUCACUCCCCUUCCUACCGAGAGCGCCACUCCCCGUUCUGCUAGCAUCAGCGCCACUUCCCUUUCUACUCGCACCAGCGGCUCUCCCCCUCCGCAAAGUAACCCACCGCCCGAGGCUGUGAUCCUGUCCCAAACUACUGUAGUGUCAGCCCCCCCUACGCAAGUCAACGCCCUUUCCUCCGCCUCUCUCCCCUCAAAUAGCCCCCCUCCUGUCAAACCCGGACUUGCUUCAUCUCCGGCCCCAAAAGCCAACCCGCCGCCUAAGACCACAGUUUCUACCGCCUCCCCUCUACCUAAGGUCCCCCCUCCUGGCGCGUCUGUUUCGUCUUCUCCCCCAAUUAAAUCCACCAUGCCCCCGCUCUCUCAGUCUCCCCCACUUCGAGCCAACCCGCCAUCACUUCUGUCGUCUCCCUUGCCCAAAGUGGCCCCCCCUCAAAGCCCCGUGCCCUCUUCCCCUUCCCCGACCGCAUCUAAGAACCUGCCGCCACCUCGCAAUCCUCCCCCUACGAGCGAUCCCCGGCUUCCAAAAGUGGGCUCUCUUGCGGUCUCUCAAACUCCCCCAGUUAAAGGUAGUCCACCACCAAAGGGUUCCCCGCCUCAAAGCACCGUGGCUUCAUCUUCCCCGCCUCCCCAAGUGAAAAGCCCGCCCCCACUGCGCAACCCUCCCCCCACGAAAGCCGCGAUUUCACUGCCUCCAGCCACCAAAGCAAACCCGCCUCCUCAAACCAAAAACUCGCCCCCUCCGACUAAAACUUCCCCUGGCAGCGCCCCUCCCCCCAUCAAACCAAACCCGCCCAUCCAAACCUACAACAAGCCGCCUCCGAAAUCUCCCCCCCCCCCGGGUGCCCCUCCCCCUCCCAAGGCCAAGCUUUCCCCACCUCCGCCCCCCAAGAAAAACCCACCUCCUCCAACUCGUCGCCCGCCACCUCCGAAAAGCCCCGUGCCUCCCCCACCACGCUCAAAAGCAAAUCCCCCCCCGCCGCGGCGGGCCCCGCCUCCACCCCCUGUGAGGCAGUGCAGGUCGACCUCCGAUUGCCCCACGAAUAAAGGCUGCUGCACCGAAGAGUCUACGGGCAAAGUUGGCGUUUGCACAAAUGUGCCAGUAUUGUCAAAUGGAACCCAGGUCUGCUACAGCUGCAAUUAUUUCAACGGGCCGACCUGCCCUCCUGAAUUCGGAGUAUGCUGCUCCGACGGAGAGUGCAGAGCGUCGGCCAAUGAGUGCACCUGUUUCUACACCUCAUCCGACUGUCCAACAGGCCAUUGUUGCAACCACGACUACUUUACGAGCUCUUCAGGUUUCUGUACCGAUAUGCCAGUCCUUUCGAACGGCACCCAGGUUUGUUUUGACUGUCAUGAUUUCAACGGCCUCGUCUGCCCUGACAACAAGGCUUUCUGCUGUCCCGACGGAAAGUGCGCUGCAAACGAGAGUGCAUGCACCUGCCAAUCCUCAGAUUCAUGCCCCGCUGGGUAUUGCUGUACUGGAUCGAACGGUGUCGAUGAAUGCGGCGCGAGUGAGAGCGGUUGCAAGUGCGAAGCCUGCACCUGCGACUACCUUAGCGAAUGCCCCACCGGUUUCUGCUGUACUGAAGCGAGCCCCGGCCAGACAGGGAGGUGCACGAACGCGCCCAUCAACAGCAGCGGCAAGCAGGUUUGUCCAAAUUGCAACUAUUGGAACGGGCUGAGCUGCCCCGCUGGCAAAGGAACGUGCUGCGCAAAUUCAGGGCAGUGCGUUGCAUCUCCAACCUCCUGUCCAUGUGAAGGCUCCUACGAUUGCCCCUCCAACACUUGUUGCAGCACCGAGUACGAGUCCGACAACUUGAAUUACAAGCAGGGUACCUGUUACAAGAGAGCAGUCCUUGCAAACGGCACACAAAUCUGCCCGAACUGCAACCUCUUCAACGGUCUCAGCUGCCCCGCUUCUAAACCAACGUGCUGCCCCGCGUCAGGAGAGUGCGCUGCAAAUGAGAGCGCAUGCACCUGCGAAUCGUCCUAUUCAUGCCCCGAUGGGUUCUGUUGUACUGGAUCGAACGGUGUCGAUGAAUGCGCCGCUGGUGGAAGCGGUUGCAAGUGCGGACGCUGCCCCUGCCAGUACUCCAGCCAAUGCCCCACCGGUUUCUGCUGUACUGAGGAGGGCUCCGGCCAAACAGGGAAGUGCACGGACGCGCCCAUCGACAGUGGCGGCACGCAGGUGUGUCUAGACUGCAACGAUUGGGACGGGCUGAGCUGCCCGGCCGGCAAAGGAACGUGCUGCGCAACGGGGCAGUGCGUCGCAUCAGGAGCCUCCUGCCCAUGCUUCGGCUCCGACAACUGCCCGGACAACACUUGCUGCAGCCGCGAGUACGAGUACGACUACGACGACUACGAGUACUACCGUCCCAAGCAGGGUACCUGUUAUGGCUCGCCAUUCCUUGGAAACGGCACACAAAUCUGCCCAGACUGCAACAAUCUGAACGGUCUCAGCUGCCCUGCCGGCAAAGGAACGUGCUGCCGGACAGGGGAGUGCGUUGCGUCAGGAAUUACCUGCCCAUGCAGAGGCGCCUCCGAUUGCCCGGUCAACACUUGCUGCAGCAGCAAUUCCGAGUACGAUCCCGACACCGGGGAUUUAAAGCGGGGUACCUGUUACAACACGCCAAUCCUUGCAAACGGCACACAAAUCUGUCCGGAGUGCAACCGCCUGAACGGUCUCAGCUGCCCCGCUUCUAAACCAACGUGCUGCGCGUCAGGAGACUGCGCUGCAAACGAGAGCGAAUGCCCCUGCCUGUCCUCAUAUUCAUGCCCCGAUGGGUUCUGCUGUUAUAGAUCGAACGGUAUUGAUGAAUGCGCUGCAAAUGAGAGCGGUUGCAAGUGCAAAGUCUGCACCUGCACGUACUCCGGCCAAUGCCCCAUUGGUUACUGCUGUACUGAGGAGAACUCCGGCCAAACAGGGAAGUGCACGAACGCGCCCAUCGACAGCGGCGGCACGCAGGUGUGUCCAGACUGCAACGAUGAUUGGAACGGGCUGAGCUGCCCGGCCAGCAAAGGAACGUGCUGCGAAACGGGGCAGUGCGUCGGAUCAGAAGCCUCCUGCCUGCCAUGCAGAGGCUCCUACGAUUGCCCGGACAACAAUUGCUGCAGCCGCGAGUAUGAGUACGACUACGACACCGGGAGUUACGCGCAGGGUACUUGUUACACCACGCCAGUCCUUGCAAACGGCACACAAGUCUGCCCGAACUGCAACUAUUGGAGCGGGGUGGACUGCCCUGCCGGAAAAGAAACGUGCUGCGCAACGGGGCAGUGCGUCGCGUUGGGAACCACCUGCCCAUGUAGAGGCGCCUCCGAUUGCCCGGAAAACACUUGCUGCAGCCGCGAGUACGAGUACGACUUCGGGGGUUACAAGCAGGGUACCUGUUACAACACACCAGUCCUUGCAAACGGCACACAAAUCUGCGCGGACUGCAAUUUUCUGAACGGACUCAGCUGCCCCGCUUCUAAACCAACAUGCUGCCCGCUCGGAGAAUGCGCUGCAAACGAGAGCGCAUGCACCUGCCAAUCGUCGGAUACAUGCCCCUCCGUUGAUUUAUGUUGUAUUGGAUCGAACGGUGUCGAUGAAUGCGCCGCGAAUGAGAGCGGUUGCAAAUGCGGAACCUGCCCCUGCGAGAACUCCAGCCAAUGCCUCUUCGGUUUCUGCUGUACCGAAGAGGACUCCGGCGAAACAGGGAGGUGCACGAACGCGCCCAUCAACGGCAGCGGCAUGCAGGUGUGUCCAGACUGCAAUUACUGGAACGGGCUGAGCUGCCCCGCCAGCAAAGGAACGUGCUGCUUAUCGGGGCAGUGCGUGGCGCCGGAUUCUUGCCCAUGCACCGACGGCUGGGAUUGCGCGUACAACACUUGCUGCAGCCGCGAGAUUGAGUACGACAACACCGGGAAUCUCAAGCAGGGUACCUGUUACGACACGCCAGUCCUUGCGAACGGCACACAAGUCUGCCCGGACUGCAACUACUUCGACUUCUACGGUGUCAGCUGCCCCGACUCUAAAUCAACGUGCUGCCCGUCAGGAAGGAGAGUGGCUAGCUCGCGAAGGGGCCCUCGGAGGACCGGCUGGAUUGCUGUUAGUGAAUGGCAACCGAGUCGAUGUGCUUACACCUAG